Colias croceus (clouded yellow) is the source of this 4269-nucleotide messenger RNA. RefSeq names its product protein expanded (gene ex). Lineage: Eukaryota; Metazoa; Arthropoda; Insecta; Lepidoptera; Pieridae. Bases 202 to 3984 code for a protein of 1260 amino acids. The record is from RefSeq and is a predicted model, not a curated record. The transcript has 4 exons. Gene Ontology annotation, biological process: positive regulation of hippo signaling. Gene Ontology annotation, cellular component: cytoplasmic side of apical plasma membrane; cytoskeleton.
CCCUCCUCACUUCGCUCAGUCGAUUCUACGCGCUUAUAGACUAUGCGCACUGUUGAUGCGCUCCGAAAUUACCGUACAAUCGCGCGUAGUGUUCAGUGAUGUGCCUAUGGAUGAGUUUUACUGCAGAAUAAAGUGCCAUAGCGAGUUAUAACAUUGGAUUUGUUUAUUGAUGGGAGUGUAAUAGGAGUAUCGAGAUGCGACAUGCGUGCUCUGUGUUCGGUUCGCGGGCCGUUGGGCGGGGAGACGCGCGCGCUCGGCGCAGGCGCACGCCUCCUAUCCCUGCGGAUGCCCGGCCAACCGCAACCCAUCCACUUUGUAGUAGAGGCAAAGGCAAGAGUCAAGGAACUGAAAGCUUUAGCAAACGCCCACGCGCAACUCCAAGGCAUGACCGAUACAGAACUCUUUGGAUUGGCUAUUUUACAAAAUGGGGAGUUCUUAUUCGUUGAUUUGGAUAGUAAAUUAUCUAAAUAUGCACCAAAGAGCUGGAGAUCAUCUCAUACCCACGGUUUAGACGCCAAUGGAAAGCCACUUCUCGAACUUCAUCUAGUCGUACAAUUUCACGUGGAGAGUCCGCUACUUUUGCAUGACGAUGUUGGUCGUCAUUUAUAUUAUCUACAACUCCUUCAGAAUAUUCGGUCGAGAGAUACUCUACCAGUUGAAAUACUUUUACUCUUAAUCGGGCUAGCAUUACAAGCAGACUAUGGCGACGAGGAAUCUUAUGAAAACAGAGAAUACUUUAAAAUAGAAGAUUACGCGCCGCCUUCUUUAACGGGCGACUGGGUGUCGGCCGCCGUGCGGGCGUGCCAUCGUGAACAUCGGGGCUUGAACAAAAUUGACGCAGAAACCAGAUUUAUUAGAGAAGUUUGUCUGCUUCCCGAUACAAUUAAUUCACAUAGAUAUCGACUAAAGCAUUCAAAGUCAGAAACUGAACCUGGAACUGUGUGGCUCUUAGUUACGGCAAAAGGUAUAAAAAUUUUGCCAGACAAUGGUCCAACAUCGAAUUUUAUAUGGAGUUCUAUUGGGAAAUUGAGUUUUGAUCGAAAAAAGUUUGAGAUUCGAACUGAAGAAGGAAAGAUAACAUUAUAUUCUUCAAGUGAAGAAAAAUGUAAAUACCUGUUUGCUCUAUGUAAAGAAACUCACCAGUUCUCAAUGAAAAUAUCUCCGAAAUUGAAUGAAAUUUUACGAAAGGAGGAAGAAGAACGCAAGACGUGUUUUGGUUAUUCAAAAUCAUUUAGCUUACAAUCCAAUAAAAACAAAAGUGAGCAAAGAAUAUCACUCAUAUCAUCUACAAGCUCAAACACGACAUCAGGAAUUGUGAGCGACAGGGUCCAAUCAGAAGAUGAAUUAGAAAUAAUGAUAGAUUCGCCUCCAGCACCGUCAACAGAAAGUUUGGCAUUUGCUCAUUUAUUAGAUUGCUCUAAUUCAUAUUUAAUUCGUAAUAUUUCUAACGAAAAUAAGUCCUCAAAUAAGACAUCUACGCUACAAGUACAAAAACCUAAAUUGCGUAAGAAAAGUAAAGAAGAUGGCGAAAAAGUUUCCAAAAAUGAUAUUUCGUCAGAUCAAGAUUCUGCAAGUCAAUUUGAGGACACUAUAUCUAUACCUGACCAAACUACAAGUGAGGCCCUAUCUGAUAGCCCUGUUUCUAACAAAAUAAAAUGUACAGGAUCUCAAUGUUCAUCAUCUUGUAGUACCGUAAUAAUGGCUCGUGCUGGUUUGAGUACACUUAGCAGAGCGUCUAAUGGAAGUAGUUUAGAAUUAGGUUAUAGCCACACAGCGCAAAAUUCCAUGCUAAGCGAUAACAGCACAGUUGGAAUUGAUAUCGAAUACACACAAGAUACGGCUUCAGCUCUAUAUGAUGGUCUGGGCCAAGCAGUUACUUUAGCUGCUUCUAGUGAGACAAGCGGUGUUUAUACAAUGGGAAGUUCUGAACUUACUGCACGGUCAAAGACGUAUUCUCUGUCUCAAGGUAGUCGUACGGACUACAGCGGAUCACAUUAUGAAAGGUACAAGACAGCUAAAGAUAAUGAUUUAGCGGAUUUCGAUAGCGUAUCAUCGAUACUUAAGCAUAAAUCGGAUAGAACUAAUUUAUCCAACACAAGUUCGGAUUGUAUUGAUGGAAUGCCACCAUUCUGUAAUCAAAAUCAAAUUGAAGACCAAGAGAAUGUUUUUCGAGAACGAACAAAUUCCAACCUAAGUGCCGCUUCCUUUCACGGGGAUGGAAGUGAUCCAACAGAUAAUAAACAUAACUUGCUUAGUGCAAGUGAAUUGAGUGAUUUGAUCGUUGGCCGCGGAGUAUAUCCAAAAACUCAAUCAGUAAGCGACACUUUCGAUUCAGUUUCCGAUUACGUUAGGCUUCCCAUACCAUUUACAGGCGAAAGUUAUCAUCAAAAUCAAGAAGAAUCUACGGGUGCCCCACCCGUAGACGAAAGUUAUCUCAACAACUCCUUUUUUGAUCGACCUCCCACACCACCCACAAGGCUUGAUAGCAGAAAAGGCCUACAUUUGUCUUUACCAAAUAUUUUAGAUUUAGAUGAAAAUAGCACAAUGUUACCCAGAUAUCCUGAUAAACCUCCACCACCAUAUGAAUAUAAUCACAAAACUCUUUCUUCUUGUUCAACUGUGCCAUCAAAACCUCCACCAGCAUAUCCUGGCAUCGCUAGUGCCACUACUGCGAAAGUGGUGGAAAAAGAAGAAGUUCCAGCAAGAGUAGUUACUUCCAAACCUAUGAUAACAAUUCUAAAAGCAGAAGCGGGAGAAGUGAAUGCCUCAGGAGAACGUACAUUUGCUAGUCCUAUGGUAUUAGAACACAGAUUUCAAAAAUCCAAACGACACCAAGCAUCAAGUCGAAGAGCCGAGCGAUCAAAGUUAGCCCAAGGCUUAACAAGCAACUUGUCACCCUCCAGAGAACUGUCACCAAAUAUAGAUUCUAAUGUUCUUGUAGCAAUGAUGAAAUUACCUCCGCCACCACCUCCUCCGCGACACGCAAGAUUACCCCCACCACCGCCUGUCACCCGGCUGCCGCCACCACCUCCUCCACACAAUCCUAUGUUCCAUCAACAGCUUUAUAGUGACGUGGAUUAUGUUUACUACCCACUUCAAGACCCUUCUGUUUCGCAGCAAAACUACCUCGACCACAAACUUACUGAAUCUCGAAUAUCAAACAUGCACAAGAGUGCUUUGCAUUACAGAAGUACACCCUUUCUUUCCACUUCAUUAUCAUGCUCUUCCACUUACGGGUCCAUACAAAAUUUAUCAGAUUCCUAUGUUCAAAUCCCAGGUACGCGCACUAGUUGGUACUCUAUGACGAGCCGCAAUUCUACAAGCAGUCAUUCCAUAAACUUGGAUAGACCUCCAAUACCGACUCGCAUUAUGGAAUCCACGAGUUUCAAUCGAACUAAAUCACACGAAAAUAUGCUCAUUAUAAAAGACCCACCGCCUUUGAAAUCGAGACGAAUGCCGCCUCCUCCACCGCCGCCUUACGAGCAUAAGAAGAAAAUUCCAUCUCACUUAAAGGAAAUAAAACUCCCUAAUUCUAGUUUUAGCAGUAACUUUAACAGUGACAUUGGUGUUAAUAAAGUGAAAGACUCUUCUAAUUGUGAUCUAGAUAUAAAAAUUCUUAGGGAAAAAAGCAAGAACUUGGACUUGCCGCUUAUAGCUGCUUUGUGCAAUGAUCGAUCGUUAUUAAAACAGACAAAAGCAUUUGGUGCUCCAAAAUUAAAACAAACAGUAAGUGACUGUGAAAGUGAUCGUAAAUGUGCAAAGUUAAAUCAAAACACCACCGACAAUAUAGAUUUAAGGAAUAAAUCAGACAUUAAUGCAAGAAAAGUAGUAACAGGUUCGCAAAAAAGAAUAUUGGUCCGAAAUCCAACAGAUAAACUUCCAGCAUUACCUGGCACUGAAAGUCAUACUCCAAGAGCUAUGUCUAACACAUACGUUAUGCAUCCGAGUGUUAUUAAGAGUAAAAAAAGUCAACCUAGUUCAUGACAUUAACACAUUAGAUGCAAUUUACAUUUGCAGCCAAAUUAGUUUUUGUGAAUCCUUCCAGUGCUAUGCUCUUUUCUUUCUUAUUCAUUAGUUGUCAUCUUAACAAUAAAGACUGAAAUCCAUGCAUUUCCAUAAACGCGAUCGCAAUUCUCUGUAAAAACUUUAUGGCUUAAAAAAUGUACCUACACAUAAGGGAAUUCAAGUAACUCGUAAAUAAAGGUCAUAAGCAUACAUAUUAAAUAUUCUAACUAUAAAAUAAAAAUAAAAACUUUUCUGAAUAUUAAU